Molecule: messenger RNA, 792 nt
Organism: Myotis lucifugus (little brown bat)
Lineage: Eukaryota; Metazoa; Chordata; Mammalia; Chiroptera; Vespertilionidae
Gene: ADA2
Product: adenosine deaminase 2
Source: RefSeq, a predicted model, not a curated record
AUGAAAACUUUUGGGGACCUUAGAGAGAAUGGAGGCAUCCCAGUGUUGGUGGGGGGCCCAUCUGGGCAGCCAGCUCUCCUCCCUCUGCUUUUGGUGGUGGUGAUGUCCUUUUUCUGCUCAGCUAUAUCCAUAGAUGAGGAACAAAAGAAGAUGGUAAUGAAGGAGAAAAUAAUGCAGUUGGUGGGGGGUGGGGCGGGAAGGAGGGAGCUGGUGCUGAAGAAAGAAGAAGAGAUGGCUAAUAAGAGGCUCAUGAUCCUCAAAAAGGCUGAGAUGAAGCAGGCCAUGAAGUCCCAAAAGUUCUGACCCAGCAUGCACUUUUUCUAGGCAAAGAAUCUCAUUGAGAAAAGUGAGGUGUUUAAUAUCCUGAAGAAGAUGCCAAAAGAUAGAGCUGCUAAUGUGAUGCCACUAAAUGCAGAGCUGAGGAGAAACAUGCAGUCAUACACUAUUAUAUUCUACCAGAAAGACCCAAAAGAUAUAAAUAAUGCCAAGAGUCAGAACAGUAAAGUGUACCUCCCAAGGAAUUUCACUCUGAUGACCAAGAACCCCAAGGUGACUUAUACAAAUCAAGAUAUUGUCUGGUCUAAGUUUGAAACCACCUUUUUUAUGAUCUCUGGUCUUAUUAACUAUGCACCAGUGUUUAGAGACUACAUCUUCCAGGGCUUGGAGGAGUUCUACCAGGACAAUGUGUUCUACCUGGAGCUCAGAACCAUGUUGCUCCUGGUUUCCGAUAUGCCCAAGACAGUGUCUUCCAGUAGAGCUCAGGGCAUGGCUGUGGUGGACUGGCAGUGUUAG